UUGUGUUUCCGUACAUCCGGGUAGCGGGCGUUGCGUUCAAAGAAAAUAAAAAAACAUGGGGGGAUUUAAACACCUUAUGUAGUUCAAACUCGACUUAUGCUUAUAGAAAUGUGACUAGACAAAUAAGUAAUUUUAAUGUUUUGAUAAAAAGUCGUAAAAUGGACACGGGAGACCCAAAUAGAACGAAGGUCAGGGAGCUGCCUCCCCUUCCCCAGCGAGGACAGCGAACACUUCCAAUGUCCAGCGGGGAAGCAACAGAUCUUCCGGCACCGAAACGUAAGAAGAAGAGGGUGAGGAAGGACAUGGUUGGAAUGAGUGAAACAGAUGAUCAGGCAGUGGAGAUGGGAGGCAUCGACAGCCGACGGGCGUCUGAGACCGGAGGUCAGCUGACCCUGGAAACCACGGCAGACGUGUCGACACACAGGAGGAAGAAGAAGAAGAAAGCUGCGUCGACAGACGUAGAGGAUGACCAAGCUGACCUCGUCAACGGAGACACGGGAGAUCAAACCACCGACGGAGAAGAGGUGGUCAAAAAACCCAAGAAGAAAAAGAAGUCAAAGGUGGCUGAGUCGCAGCUUCCUGAAGAGUUUGGAGUAGAAGAUGACGACAUCAUCACUGACGCCUCUUCUCCGAUCCCCCAGCACUCCUUGUUCUCAGCUCCUCAGGGUCAGAGCCAGCCGGUCGGGAAGGUGUUUGUGGAGAGGAGCAAACGAUUCCAGGCUGCAGAGCGCUCUGACAGGAGGAAAACCAGCGACCAGGUGGACAACGUGGCAGAUCUCCAGCACAUGCAGACCCUGUGGACCACCAGAGACGUUUCCAUCAGAGUGCACGAAGGCUUCAGGAUGUUCGGUCUGUACUGUCAUGGCUUCCUGGCCGGUUACGCUGUGUGGAAUGUGGUGGUGGUGUACAUGCUCGCUGGGCAGCACCUCACUGCUCUGUCCAACCUGUUGCAGCAGUACCACAACCUGGCGUACCCGUCCCAGUCUCUGCUCUACAUGCUGCUGGCCAUCAGCACUGUGGCCACCUUUGACAGAGUGAAUUUGGCCAAAGGCUUCAAAGCUCUGCGGGAGUUCAUCACACUCGAUCCAGUGGCUCUGGCUUCGUUCUUAUAUUUCUCAGCAUUGGUCCUGUCUCUGAGCCAGCAGAUGACCAGCGAUCGCAUCAACCUCUACCCUUCCUUUAACACAACAUUAUGGCCUGCAGGGUCGGAGCACCACGUUCUUCACCCGUGGGUCACCAUCAACCUGGUGGUGGCUCUGCUUGUGGGUUUGGCUUGGGUUUUGAUUGCCACCAGACCUGAGACAGACUACACUGAAGGCUACCUGAGGUCCAUGGAGAUUGAACCUCCAAAGCCAGAUGACAAAUCAGAAAUCACUGCCUGAUUUUUAAUUUUUUAAUUUUUUUAGUGGAGAGAUCCUGUAUGUUGUCUUUUCUUGCUCAACUUUGACGUCUCAUUUUUAAAUUAUAAUGUAUUUCUAUAAUAAAAUAUGCUCAUCUAUUUUUAAAUAAAGCAUUUUAACAAUCUUC
Molecule: messenger RNA, 1527 nt
Organism: Austrofundulus limnaeus
Lineage: Eukaryota; Metazoa; Chordata; Actinopteri; Cyprinodontiformes; Rivulidae
Product: transmembrane protein 237B
Exons: 14
Coding region: 159-1382 (407 amino acids)
Biological process (GO): cilium assembly
Cellular component (GO): ciliary transition zone
Source: RefSeq, a predicted model, not a curated record